Penicillium subrubescens is the source of this 1680-nucleotide messenger RNA. Its product is annotated as origin recognition complex subunit 2. Bases 1 to 1680 code for a protein of 559 amino acids. Lineage: Eukaryota; Fungi; Ascomycota; Eurotiomycetes; Eurotiales; Aspergillaceae. Gene Ontology annotation, biological process: DNA replication. Gene Ontology annotation, cellular component: nucleus; nuclear origin of replication recognition complex. Gene Ontology annotation, molecular function: DNA replication origin binding. The transcript is spliced from 2 exons. The record is from RefSeq and is a predicted model, not a curated record.
AUGAAGCGCAAGCUGUCGAAUUCCGGUCUCGACUCCCAAGAGACCACGCAUCGCGCUAUCGAAAACGAAUGGCGCGUUGAACGGCCACGCGCCGUAUCCCCUCCCACAAAUGGCGAUGCCACCUACGAGCUCCCCGAGGUACCACGAGGCCAAUCGACACCAAAGAAAGCCAAUGGAGUUGCGGCGACACCGCUGAAGGAAUCUGGGUUGAAGACACCGACUCACAAGUCCAAGGCACGAUCGCUGUUUGCGACGCCUACAAAGCCCAAGUCUGCAACUGCUGCGACACCAUCUCGAAUUAAGAAUGCAGAUCGAUCGGCGAAGAAAAAGAGUGUUCGGGUUCUUUUCGAGCAGGAUGAGGAUGCUGCUUGGGAUGGCUCCGAGCAGCUUGCGGAAGAGAUUCUCCAGGAUGAUGAGCCCGAGACAGACAAGGCUGUCGAGCCCGUGGUGGAUAGCGUCGAGGGCGAAGAUGCAGAGAAACCGAAAGACAAAGAGGCCAAGGCUCCCAAGCGACGGGCAGGUCGACCUAAGGGUGCGAGGAACAAGCGAUCACCAACCCCCGAAGGCGAAUUGCCAGCACAUGAACGCUACUUCUUCCAGAAUCGCGCUGGUACUGCGAAGACGUCCAACGCUACUUUGAAUAAAGUUUCGCUCCUGACACACGAGGAGUACUUCGAGAAGCUUGGCCAAUACGUGGAUCCGUGCAAGGAUGAGAAAGAGUACCUACUUUCCUUGCACCAUCGAUCAUUCCCACAAUGGGAUUUCGAGUUUGAAGAAGGGUUCAAUAUCUGCUUAUUUGGGUACGGCUCCAAACGCAGGCUCGUGCAGCAGUUUGCAGAUUGGCUCUAUCACAAGCGCUCUGUAUCUGGAAGCGCUCCAUCUAUCGUUAUUGUCAACGGUUAUACUCCGGGUAUCUCGAUCCGUUCGAUCUUUGCCAUGAUCGCGACAGCCAUCUUGGGCGAGGACCUGCCUUCCAAACUGGGUGCACAACCAACCGAGGUGCUCGAGCUGCUCCAAUCAGCACUCAAGUCUCGACCUGCCACGGAAGAGCCCAUCACGGUUCUAAUCAACUCGGUUGAUGCGCCGCCCCUUCGUCGUGCAGCCAACCAAGCUCUCCUCGCCCGUCUGGCCGCUACACCUCGAAUUCGCCUUAUGCUCACCGCAGACAGUCCCAAUUUUGCAACGAUGUGGGACAUUAGUCUACGUGAUCAAUUCAACCUGGUCUUCCAUGACAGCACGACCUUCACCCCCUUCGCCGUGGAAACUAAUGUCGUGGAGGAAGUCCACACCCUGCUUGGCCGUAAAGGCCAGCGCGUUGGCGGAAAGGAUGGUGUGGGCUUCGUGCUGAAGAGUUUGCCCGAGAACGCACGGAACCUAUACCGCCUCUUGCUCACAGAAGUUAUUACUGUGAUGGACGACGGCCACAUGUCUGACGAGGAAGGUGCUGGGGAGAGCGGAAGAGGUGCUGAGGAACAUGGCAUCGAGUUCCGCCUGCUCUACCAGAAGGCGACCGAAGAGUUCAUCGCAUCUUCAGAGAUGAUGUUCCGCACUCUGCUGAAGGAAUUCCACGACCAUCAAAUGAUCACCUCGCGCAUGGACCCUAGCGGGAUGGAGAUUUUGGGCGUGCCAUUGUCUCGGGACGAGAUGGAAGGCGUGUUGGAAGAUCUAGUGUUAGGAUGA